ACAAUUUACCUGGUAUACACUCGGAGCAAGAUAUCAGGGCUCCAUUAGAAUCAACGUCAUCGGCGACACUAGGCGUGAUCCACCAUCCAGCAUCAAGGUUCAAUAGUCCGAAGCUUCGACAACCAAACUGGAGGCUAUAAGAGCAACCCUGAUUCAAGACCCUAAUACCAAAUUAUUAGCCUUGAACAUCUUGGCCGCCAUUUAAACCCACCAGAACCAGCACCGCAGCUGCGAACGGCCACAAUGGCUACCACACACAGCGAGGAGAACUCGAUCCGCGACUAUGGGGUCGCUGCGCCUCACGGGCCAAAUACCUCUGGUCACCAUGCUGCAACACAGGACGUCGACAUCCGUGCCGACAUGACAUCCACUGAGGCAGACAUUUUCCAUGCUCUGCUUCACCCAGACGAUCUCUAUGAUGCACAGGGUACCUACUGGGCCGAUAUGCCUCUUGGUCAACGUAUCAAGUUCGUGACCAACGUCGACAAGCAAGAAGCCAAAAGGGAGUUUGGCGAAUUCUGGCAGUCCUUUAAGACCGAUCCGCUCGAGCCCGUAAGGCAGUACUUCAGGAACUACGUGAUUCCCGGUGCCGGUCUGGGUCUCGAAGGUUACGUGCUCUUCUCAAUUGGUAACGUCAGGCCUCUUCUGCAGGCCUCAUUCCCGCAAUGCUGGACAACCUUCGAGAUCUGUAACGAGAUCUGGACGCAAGCCGUGGACUACCUGGAGAUCUGCGGUAUCAUUGUCGGUCAGAUUCUCGUCGGUAUCAUCGGUGACUGGCUGGGUCGUCGUCACGGUCUCAUCCAGGAUGCCGUCAUCAUGUUUCUUGGUCUUCUCAUGCUCACUGCUGCCUGGGGUGUUACCCAAAACGGCUGGGUUAUCUGCUACGUCUGGUCCCUCUUCUUCUACGGUAUCGGUGUUGGUGGCGAGUACCCCAUGACUGCAACCGCAGGUAUGGAGAACGCUAUCGGCUCUGGCAAGGUUUCGACCAAGGAGGAUCGUCUGCAUCGUGGUCGCAAGGUUACUGGUGCUUUCCUGAUGCAGGGUUGGGGCCAGUUCUUCAACCAAGUCAUCUUGAUUGUCUUGCUUCUGAUCUUCCACUCUGGAUCCGCACCUCCUUACUCAAAGAAGGUCACGCAGUGGACAUACCGCGUCUCUUUCGCCAUCCCCGCUGUUGGUACUCUUUGGCUCGUCUACUUCCGUUACUUCAAGAUGAAGUCUGCGUCGAAGCAGCUCCAGCUUGCCAAGAAGAAGGCACAUGUCACCGGCUACGAUGUUGCUUCUCUAAAGCUCACCUUCAGCUACUUCGGACCUCGUCUGAUUGCCACUGCCGGUACCUGGUUCGCUAACGAUGUCUUCUUCUACGGAAACAAGCUGUUCCAGCACGAGUUCAUCAAGGUCAUUACUCCCGGCAACAACUCAGUCAUGACCGGCUGGCUCUACAACCUGAUCAACGUCGGCGUUUCUCUCUGUGGAUACUACCUUGCUUCGGUCUUGAUUGAUAACAAGCUGUACGGACGCAAGUGGAUGAUGAUUAUCGGGUUCAUGGCUGACUUCAUCCUCUUCAUUGUGCCUGCUUUCCACUUUGAGUAUUUCACACAGCCCGAGCACGUCCACGCUUUCCAGGCCAUGUACUUCCUGUCCUCGUUCUUCAACCAAUUCGGACCCAACUCCGUCUCCUUCCUAGUUGCUGCCGAGGUCUUCCCUACACCUGUCCGUGCCACCGCCCACGGUUUCUCGGCUGCUGCUGGUAAGGCUGGUGCUCUGCUCGCUUCCAUCUUGUACAACUACAUCGACACCCAGACCAAGUUCUACUUCGUUCCCUGGUUCGGUCUCAUCGGUGCUGCCAUGACAUGGGUCUUUUUGCCCGACACAACCGGUCUCGACCUCAAGGAGCAGGAGCGCAGAUGGGCAUGCAUCCGUGCCGGUCGCGAGCACGACUACCACGGUAUUGCCAUCCACUGGAAGCAUCUCUCUUGGUGGGAGCGCAUGCGCGGCCAGCACAAGGGCUACGACGCUAAGCUUGAUUAUCAGCAGAAGAUCCAGGAGAUGCGCGAGGAAUGGGCUGAGCACCAGCAGCACAACUUCUCUGAGAAGAAGGGCUGGGAAGAGGCUGAGCACGAUGACCAGUUUGACGCCGAUGUUCACAACUACUUCAAGCGUACGACUGACGGCAACGGCCAGACAUCGUCGGGCCUGUUGCAGCCUCAGGGUCAGGAGAAGAGGGCGGACGGCAGCGAUUCUGGUGUUAGCGAUGAGAUUACAAGGGAGAAGUAGAGCACUUCUUCCAAGGGCACUUGCAUCAUUCGGCGUAUUAGGAAAAGAUACCACAUGAUUACAUUAAUGAAACAUGUCACACUUCAAGCCAUUUACCCAUGAUUUAACCACGUUGCUUGUUCGCAAAGAAAGGCCACCGAGCGACGGUCACUGGUGGUCGACACAGGGUUUCAGGAGGUCCGACUUCAUCAAUAUCCAACCUUUGGCGGCGCCAUAGCUCACCCUAUCGGCGACCAG
Boeremia exigua is the source of this 2511-nucleotide messenger RNA. Its product is annotated as major facilitator superfamily domain-containing protein. Gene Ontology annotation, molecular function: transmembrane transporter activity. The transcript has 2 exons. The coding region runs from base 244 to 2274 and encodes 676 amino acids. NCBI's taxonomy places the organism in Eukaryota, Fungi, Ascomycota, Dothideomycetes, Pleosporales, Didymellaceae. Gene Ontology annotation, cellular component: membrane. The record is from RefSeq and is a predicted model, not a curated record. Gene Ontology annotation, biological process: transmembrane transport.